AUGUCUCUCGCACUGAAUCGACCGUCCACUGCGGAUCUGCGGCGAUCUGGUGAUCCUAGCCGUAGCUGCGGGCCCACGAUUAUGGAAAUUAUCUCAACAGACGAUAAGCCGAAAACACUUCCUGCCUUUUCUGGACCUGCGCCCCCAAUGCAUCGCAUUCCUCCCGACGGAUCGCAUGGUCCACCGAGUGUGCCGGGCAUGUACGAGCAGCCGUGGCGCCACUACCCACCCUAUGAAGGUCACCCUGCAGAACAACGUCGAACAUCCACCGCUCCUCCGCCAUUAUCUUCACAUGGGUACCCUGUUAUCCCGAAUCGCGAGCUGCCGCAGCUUCCUCCUGACGGCCCGUAUAGUCGACAGGGAAGCCUAACAGCCCCAAAACAUACACCAGCGGAAGCGCAUCCACCGUUCCGGGGCCCCAUUAAUGGGACACCUCAUGAGCCGGCACCCCAUUCUGCGCCGCCUGAGUAUCGAUCUCGGAUGUCUUUUCCACCUCAAGAGCCACAUAGUAAUGGCGACGCUCCGCCUCAAUUGCCACCGCACUCAAUUCCCCCAGCUCCAUAUUCUACCCCCGUUCCGCCUAUGUCUCAUACACCAGCUCCGUAUGAUUCUAACUAUUAUCAGAGUCAGGCGUAUGGUAUUCGCCAGCGCAAAGCUGCACGAGCACAGCAGGCUUGCGACCAAUGCCGAGCGAGGAAAGCCAAGUGCGAUGAAGGUCGGCCGUCAUGUAGUCAUUGCAAGGAGAACAACUUGAACUGCGUUUACAAAGAAGUCCCUCCGCAUAAACAAGAAAAGGCGACCCAGCUGUUAUUGGAUCGAUUGCAGUCAUUCCAGGAUGCUAUAUUGGACAGAUUCGAUCGUUUAGACCAACUUAAUACGGAACACGGGAACAAUUUUAAUUCCAUUCUGGCAAAGAUAGACGCCAAGUCCAUACCAAAGGAACCACGGAAACCGGCAGUCCCGCAAUUGGCGAAGAAGGACAUAAUCGACAUCCAGGAGUCGAAAGCCAAGGAUGAGAAUAUUGCUACAAUACCGGAGCAGAUAUCAGAACCGACUGAAACGGCCACAGAGCAAGUUGUCCCGUCUGGUGAGGAUGGUGAGCUCUCAAUCCCUGUGGAGCACACGACGGCGGCUCAUAAAUUGCUGUUGUGGCCUUCUAUUCGGAAUCUUCUUCAUCCAAGAGAGUAUGAUGAGGAUUACGUGAUGACACUCGAAGAAAAGAGGGGCUUAAUCCGCGUCUAUGGUCGUGGAGAGGGAGAUGAGACUAGUGAGGACAAUGGCCUGUCCCCACCAUCAACGACCUUGAGUACUAGUUUUAAUGAAAACCAGCCAUACUAUGCGGCAUCCCCCUCUAAUGGACCUUGGGGGGUGUACGUAAACCAACCCCAGACCAAACUUGAGAAUAAGGGGCUUGACGAGAAUGGUAUGCUAACUGCAGACCCUGAUAUGAUCCGCCGUUAUCAUAAAAACUAUAUGAAACAUAUGCACCAGCUUCACCCGUUUCUUGAUCAGAGCGACUUAGAGAACAAGGUCGACUAUUUUAUCAGGAUGUACUGUCCAUUGAAAGGCCCUGUGGUGUCCCCUGGGGUGCCGAAUAAUCAUGUGAAUGAUGUGCCCCGAGGCGCAAAACGAAAGCGUUCAUGCGAAAACUUACAAGGUGUGGGAUGCGAUAUGCAACCCGCAAUGGAACAAGGUAGCAGCCGGCGUAUAGAGAAAUCCAUCUAUAAUGCUAUUAUUCUUCUGGUUCUCGCUCUUGGCAGUAUCUGCGAAGCAAAUCCUGUGCCCGGCCCAGUCACAAACUCCCCGGUGGACUUUCGAAAAGAGACAAUACCUGGUCCUCCUACGCACGGUCUAUUAUCGCCCGAGGGUUCGGAUUCUCUUCCCCAGUCUCAAGGCAGCGGUUACGUCACAGAUAACCACACCUAUGCAUCUCAAGACAAAAACUUGGAUUAUAUUCCUGGCUUAGCAUUCUACGCAUACGCUACCCAGAUCCUUGGAAGUCUCCAAGGAGCAAAUAGACUGCCUCAUGUUCAAGCAGCCUUAUUAGCAGGGCUUUACGCAGGCCAGUUGGCGCACCCCUUUCAAAGCCACGGAUGGAUUUCUCAAGCCGCCAGGGCUUGUCAAGUUUUGGUUCGAUCAAAGCGUUACACACAAAUGCCUGAUGGCCCCGACAAGGACCUUUACGAUUUUGCGUAUUGGACCUGUCUUCAGCUGGAGAGUGAUAUACUAGCAGAACUUGAUCUUCCCGCCAGCGGUAUCUCACGCUCGGAAGCUCGCAUCUCUUUACCCAAGGGACGGUUUACUCUUAACCUCCCAAAUGAAAUUUCCGCCCCAAGUACUAUGAUGAUGUUCUUCUACUCGGCCCAGAUUCAUCUAAGGAAGGUUCUUAACCGUGUUCAUACUGAUCUAUAUAAAGUUGAAAAGCAAGGGCAGACCCAUUGGUCCUCGCACGUUCAAGAAAUCUUAAGUAUGAAUCUUGAACUUUGGCGAAACAGUCUACCUGCUGUUAUGAAGUGGAAAGACACAGACCCACCGUCAGAAGAAAUUAACGUCGCGCGAAUGCGAGCCAAGUACUAUGGUGCACGUUACAUUAUCCAUCGUCCCUUACUCUAUCACGCCCUUCAUUACUAUGGACAACUAGGCCUUCGCGCAUCAUCGGAUGGUCCAUCUACUCAGGCUACUGCUAUGACUGCUUCCAAAUCACAGCAAAUAUCACCAUCAAUGAACCAUAGUCAAGGUGCCACAAACAUGGCACGUCUAUCAAGUGAUAUCGGUCCUACUUCUGGGUUCACAGGGAUUGCACACCGCGACUUGCCCACAAAGCUACGAAGAGCUUGUAAAGUUUGUAUUGAUUCAGCUAUUCUAAGCACAGUGGCCUUUGAUGGCAUAAAGGGUCGCCCGGUAGUAACCAACAUUUUCGGCACGGCCCAUGCACAAUUCGGAAACAUGUUGGUAUUGUCCGCUACAUACAUGUCUAGUCUCUCGGAAUUGGUGGACCGAAACGAGCUCGAGAGACUUCUUAAGCGAACAAUCAACUUUCUGCUGCAGAGUCGUUAUAUUUCUCCUACUCUCCGGGCUGACGCGCGAAUUCUUACUGAGAUAUACGAGAAAAUCUUUGGAAAUCCCUCAGAGUGGAGGGAUACAACUGAUUAA
Messenger RNA from Aspergillus nomiae NRRL 13137, 3153 nucleotides. It is a transcript of the gene clcA, whose product is annotated as putative C6 finger domain protein. Lineage: Eukaryota; Fungi; Ascomycota; Eurotiomycetes; Eurotiales; Aspergillaceae. Gene Ontology annotation, molecular function: zinc ion binding; DNA binding; DNA-binding transcription factor activity, RNA polymerase II-specific. The record is from RefSeq and is a predicted model, not a curated record. Gene Ontology annotation, biological process: DNA-templated transcription; regulation of DNA-templated transcription. The transcript has 7 exons. The coding region runs from base 1 to 3153 and encodes 1050 amino acids.